Trichoderma breve is the source of this 1371-nucleotide messenger RNA. RefSeq lists its product as uncharacterized. The record is from RefSeq and is a predicted model, not a curated record. NCBI's taxonomy places the organism in Eukaryota, Fungi, Ascomycota, Sordariomycetes, Hypocreales, Hypocreaceae. The transcript has a single exon. The coding region runs from base 1 to 1371 and encodes 456 amino acids.
AUGCCUUCCAUCGAAUUCACCUCGAAUCCCAAUCGCCGCUAUACAAGCGUCCAGGAGAAUGGCGCGCCGUACCACAUACCGGCAACCGAGUAUUCGACAGCAUGGGCAUGUCAAUGGACUGAUCCCGAGUUUGGCGUCUUGAACGAACAAGACUUGGAGCUCAUGAAGCAUGUCAAUUGCUCGUACCUUUCCUCUGGCAGACCACCAACACUGCUAGCAUUGAAACAGCACGCACAGUCUCUUACAAAUCUCAUCAAGAAGAUUUGUGUCAGCACUACAUUUGGAAUCAUCGAUGGGAAGGGCGAUCGGCGUCCGGCUUUUAAGAAGAAUGAGGCCUUUGAUUGGCUAAAGAACCUCGACGAGCCGUAUACGAACAACGACGAAUUUCACCAUAUUCCACUAUGGGCGCUGGCGAAUCAUGUUAAAUCUGAGGACGAGGAGACCGGGAUUGAAUGCCACUGCCCUCUCACGGAGGCGCGCAGCUCGGAACUCACCGAGUCCGGCGAGACGACACUCCGCCCGUACUGUAGCCAUCACAACUUGGUCAUGCAUGCAAACAAAUGCCUCGAGAUUCUAGAUCACGAAUAUAGUGCGACAGGAGGCCUCUCUUCAUUGAUUCCAUCUGCAAAAGAGGAUGAUAGUGAGCAAAUGACUGCUGCAAAGAACACGAUACUGGGGCAGAUGCUCCUUCAUCAACAACACAUGGUUCAACGGAUGCACGAACUCGAGAUCCAGUGUGCAAGAGCUGUCGAUAUUCUGGAGGGAGAAGCUGUUGUGCCCAUGCAGAUGCUUCAACACUUAGGCCCAGAGGGACGGUUGAGAGGACGCGAGUUGACCUAUGUGCAGGAUCGAUUUAUUCUUGCCAACGCGGGGGAAGAUGUCUUUCAAUUUAUACACCGAGUACUGGAUACACAAGAAUCCAAGUUUCAAGCCCAGGACCAGAUUUCGUACAAUUCAGGAGUCAGCGGCGAGCGAAUGUGGUCGCAAACACCAAAGGGCAAAUGGUAUUCCCGUGGUUUCGUACCUGUCGAUUUGACGGCGCGGUUUGUUCGUCUCAAGGGUUCAGGAGGGCAGUCAACGAUCUUCAUCAUCCCGGUUAUCGACCAUCACCCCGGCACAGCACAAACUCGAAAGAUGGAGAGUCAGCCAACGGUAGUAUCUGUGGUGGCGCCAUCUUGGCCAGAACGAGCUUCAGAUCUUCUGAAGCGUGAGAACGAUUAUCUUCAGAGGGCGAAGAAGUUGGAAGAUGAAAACGAGACACUCGCACGAGAUAAGAUGGAGAUGCAGGCCAGCUUGAAGAUUGCUUUGGCGGAGCUGCGAAGGACAAGGCACGAAGUGAACUUCUUGAGGGAGCAUCUGACUGGGCAGUGA